Ceratina calcarata is the source of this 1711-nucleotide messenger RNA. Its product is annotated as cytochrome P450 6a2-like. The record is from RefSeq and is a predicted model, not a curated record. The coding region runs from base 69 to 1574 and encodes 501 amino acids. Gene Ontology annotation, molecular function: oxidoreductase activity, acting on paired donors, with incorporation or reduction of molecular oxygen; heme binding; iron ion binding. The transcript has a single exon. NCBI's taxonomy places the organism in Eukaryota, Metazoa, Arthropoda, Insecta, Hymenoptera, Apidae.
GGUCAUUAAAGUAGUUGGUACUCCAGUCGGGCUUCUAUCAACAUCGUCAUUACACGCGCAGUGUUAAAAUGGCAUCAGCACUUUUGUCAUUGAUACUGGGUGCAUUAAUAUUAUUGUGUCCGUACUUGUACCUACAAUAUACGUACUGGAAAAGAAAGGGGAUUCCAACUGCUGCAGGAUGUUAUCCCUUCGUUGGCCACAUGUUGCCUGUGCUAGCUAUGAGAAAAAACUUCCCCGAAUUGAUGCGCAAAAUAUACAACGAUCACAAAAACAGCAGUAUGGUUGGUCUUUACAAAGCAAUGAAACCAAUUCUAGUUAUUCGCGAGCCGCAGUUAGUAAAAACAGUGCUACAAACCAAUUUCUCAAACUUCCACGACAACGCUAUUGAAAUCAUUCCGGAAAUCGAUCCAUUGGUGGCCAAAAAUCCAUUUGUUAGUUACGGAGAAACUUGGUCGAUCGGAAGGAAGCGCUUGACGUAUGCGUUUUCCAGCUCCAGGCUAAAAUCUUUAUUUAUAACCGUCGACGGAGUAUGCAAGAAGUUUCAAGAUUACCUGAACAGGCGAUUGAGUUUGAAUGGCAAGUACGAAGUUGAAUUGAAAUAUCUGUUCUCAAAAUUCACCGGCGAAGUUAUUGCGAACGCUGGAUUGGGCAUUGAAGGACUCUGCUUCGAAGAUAAGGACAACCCCAUGGCAUUCGACCAGAUCGGUCAUUCGAUAUACACACCGAACUUCAUCGAAGGAUUUUUUAUAACAUUCUUGUCCCUUUUUCCGAAUUGGAAUCGUCUGGCAAGAGUCAAGUUCGUCCCCAAAGAGUUGGAGGAAAUAUUUAAAACAAUAGUCCAGAAAAAUUUGGAGAGUAGGCGAAAAGAAUCGGCACCUAGGAAUGAUUUCCUACAAUUAAUGAUGGACCUCGAGAAAUCAGGCGAGAAGCUGGAUUUGGAGGCUGUCACGGCACACGCGUUUUCGUUUUAUAACGACGGAUACCAGUCUUCGAGUAUCACAUUGGUAUACAUUGGAUAUCACUUAGCAGCUAAUCAGGACGUUCAGGAUAGAGUGAGAAACGAGGUGAAGACAGUGAUCGAGAAACACGGUGGUGUAUUAACGUACGAAGGACUGAAGGAGAUGACGUACAUGGACCAAGUGAUCAGUGAAUCGCAAAGAUGUUCUGUAGGAGUAGGUACGAUGCACAAGUUGUGCACCGAACAGUUCCAUUUGGAGGGAUCCGAUGGACUGAAAUAUCAUGCGAAACCGGGUACUGAAAUUAUUAUACCCGUUUACGCACUGCAGACAGAUCCGAAAUAUUGGCCCGAUCCGGAGACCUUCGAUCCGGAACGAUUCAGCGAAGAGGGGAAAAAGAACAAUGAGAAAUAUACUUUCCUACCUUUUGGUGAGGGACCGAGGAUGUGUGUGGGAAUGAGGAUGGCUUUGUUGCAGAUGAAAGCUUGCGUAGCUACUCUGUUAAAGGAUUAUAAAAUAGAAUUGUCGCCGAAAACGAAACUUCCAUUGAAGAUCUCACCUGUUUUCUUCACACCGUUACCAGUUGGUGGACUGUGGGUUAAUAUCACGAAGCUGUGAAUAUGAUUUGUACACUCACACUCAAAAGUUUAUAGCACUCUCUACCUUUCCGACGAAACAAAUGUUUUCACACAUGAUAUACUGCGUUCACAUUAAUAUUACACUAUUUUAAUAUGUUUCAUAGUAAAGUUUAGGAA